Molecule: messenger RNA, 4269 nt
Organism: [Candida] anglica
Lineage: Eukaryota; Fungi; Ascomycota; Pichiomycetes; Serinales; Debaryomycetaceae
Source: the annotation of a GenBank genome assembly
AUGUCCCGAAGGAACUCCAUGACGUCCAACGCGUCCAUUCUGACCACCGGGUCCACGUUCAUGCGAAGCAUGUCCACUGAACAAUUAUUGGGCUACGAGGAUAAAUUCACCAAGAAGAGCAUGAAAAAGACCCCAGGAGUGGUUAAUUCUGUAGGGGUCAAGAAACUGAUUCUGGUUCUGCAACUGAUCCAAAAGAUCCAGAAAUUGACUCCUAGUCCGCCACUGGCAGGCCUGGCAAGCCUGACAAGCCUGACCCCGAUGGUACAAGGUUUGUCACUGCUGCUGCUGCUGCUGCUGCUGUCCAAUGGAGGGUUCCACAAGACUCAGAAUGGAGCCUAUAUAUUCCCCAAUGGGGAAGUGUUCAGGCCACGUAACUCGAGUUCUCCUGCCAGCACUGGCACGGGCAUCACCUCUACUGCCACUUCCACUGCCACCUCCAAUACACCUCCACAUUCAUCAUCACCAACUCCAAAAACAUUUAUGACCAAAUCCAAUUCAAUCAAUAAUAUCAAGAAAUUAAAUUUAGUUCAUUCCCUACGGGCCACCACCAAUGACACCCCAACUAAUAUCCAUAUUCUGGCCAGUUCACAUCUGGGUGCCAGUCAAACAACUCCGGGUGGACCGGGCCCCAAUCAUAGCAUGCUGGGAUCAGUUAAAAGACCAUACCAAUCGACCAAUGUGGUGAAAGAGUCAGCCUCAAAUUCGGUGGUAUCAUUAGAUGAUACAACAAAUCCAACCCAUCAUAAUUCUUCUUCUGAUUCCAAUCCUUCAUCCCUUUCGAAUUAUAAUCUCAAUCGGUCGAGUACAAACACUCCAACCACGUCUAUUAGUAAUAGUAUUGAUGAAGGUACGAUAGAUGUUAUACCUGAGAUUGAGGAAAAGAAUAGGGAGAGUAAGCGAGAAGAUACUCAUGUGUUGGAGUUUAAUGUGGGGAUAAUAGAGAGAGAGUCUUUGAAGGUGUCUUCGAAGGAGUCUCCGAAGGAGAUUCCUGAGAAGAUUCCCCAGACGAUAUCGAUUAAUAAAGAGGCUGAGAAGAUUAAGGAGAAGGAACCUCCAAAGGGAUCUCCUUCUGAGAUUCCUGAGAAGAUAACCAUUAAGAAAGGUAGUGAGAAGAUUGAGGAGACUAAGGAGACUCCUAAAGAUACUCCUAAAGAGACUCCUAAAGAUACUUCUAAAGAGAUUAAGGAGAUAAAUAAUACUAAGGAGACUCCUAAAGAGACCAAGGAAAAGAUUUCCAACGUUUCUAAAGAACUUUCCAAUGAACCAUCUUCAAAUUCUAACUCUCUUUCUAAUUCUUCUCCUUCUAAUUCUACUAAUCACACUCCAAAGGGAAGUAUAACAUCUGAGGAAAAUGAUAAAAGUGAUACAAAUGAUACAAAUGAAUCCAAAUACUCAUCUAACGAUGGGAACUCCUCCGAUAAUAAAAGUUCAAGUCAAUUAAACUCCUCUGAUGAUUCUCCAGAAACUUCCAGUCCAUCUGAAUCCAAAAAUUCCUCCUCUUCCAAUGAUUCUAUUCAUUUGAAAGACUCACCAGUGAAUUCUUCAAUCUAUUCCUCAGGGACAUCUCCAGAUAAUGCAAUUGUAUCGACCUCCAAUGAUACACUUUCAGUAAAUCCUUCAAAGAAGGAACUUACUCCAGAUACUCCCAAAAGAUCAAGACUGGUUAAGUUUGUUGAACUCCUGGAUACGUCACUUAGUUCAUCUGAAAGUUCUGAUGUUGGCUCUCCAUCAGUUACCCCAAUGAAGACCUCCAUACAACGUAUUAUAUCAAAGUUGGAUGAUCCAUUGCACGAUAAGUCACAGUGUGAUGAUUUAGAGAAAUCGUCUCUGGUUCAUAAGAUUGACCUGGAAAAGAAAAAGGUGACUCCAGCCCCAGUUACCACCUCUCACUCUUUGAACAACUCUCUUUCAUCCCAAGAAUACUCAACCCCAACAACAUCACCAUUCCUUGAGGCAACCCCAAUAAAUGAACCACACAACACCUUCUAUAAACUUCUUCAUGAUGAUCAAAAGGAGGUCCCACCCCGUGGUGACUUGAAAGUUUCAGAAAAUAAAGUCACUGCAAUCCGAGGACUGGCCAUAUUCAAUCAUCUUGAAGCUUCGGAUUAUUCUUCCGAUGACGAAAUCGAUAUGGCUAGAUCUUUUGAACCAGAGAGAAGAAACUCUGUGACAUUCGACUCUUCUGUGGCUAGUAGUCCUGGUAGUUGUAAUCCUUUCCCUUCAAGUCCGGCUUACAGCCAUGAAGCUGACACCACGUUGAUCGAGGAACUUGAUGAGAAGGAUAGUUCUCCAUCCAUUGUUGUUUCUCAAAUCGAUGAAGUGGAUGAAGAGCAAGACAAUGAAGUGGAGCAGAAGAAUGAAGAAUCAGCAACUAAGAUCAAUGACAAUACUGAUAAUAAUAAUAAUAAUAAUAAUAAUAAUAAUAAUACGAAUCUACUGACUGCCCCGGUUGCUGCCACAGUUCAUAAGGAAGUUCUCCCUGCACCUAUAAUUUCAGAAUCGACUACUACAGUUGCAGCUCCAUCCACCAAUACAAUUAUCAACGAUGGGGCCUCGUGUCUUACAGGAAUGAUUUCUCCAAAUGUUUCACCGGUGCUUCAUCCAACUAGUGCAAACCCUUCACCCAAGAUCACCACUGAUUAUAAAUCAAUGAUUCCAACAAAUUCAAUUCCUACCCUUGGUUCGGAGAAUGAGCCAAAGAUAAAUAGAAGGAAUGUAGAGGAUCCAGAGAAGAAAAAGCGGAUUGAGAAGAUGGAUGAGAGGGUGCCUAUGGUUUCUACAGCAGCCAAGUCUACUGAGAAGAAGCCUGAGUCUACAUCUACUAUUAAAUCGAUGAUAGUCCAACCUGUGACAGCUCUGUCUGUGACAGCUCUGUCUUUGAAAUCUCAACAUGUUCCCACAUCCACCAAGUCAGUAACUCCUACUUUCGCUCAACCCCGUACCCCCAACUCUAAUUCUCGUGCACAUGGCUUAAACCUCUCCAAACAAUUACCCCCUUCACCAAAACUCUUUAAAUCACAUUCACAGGAUCAUUCACCAGUCAAAUUAAAACUGACUCCAAGACUCCAAAAGGCCAAAUCUUCUUCAGCUUUGAAUAAACGUCUACCCCUGCAAACACAUUCCCAGAAACUGGUUGACUCCUUGCAGGGAGACCAUCAAGGUCAAAACCCAAAGUUUAAAAAUUUCUUCAAGAAGUUCUUCAAUAAAGCUGAACGUAAGGAGCUGUCAUCUUCGUUGACCAGCACCGCAUCCGCCACGGGGAAAUGGGCCAGGUCAAGAUCUAGCGACACGAAUACACACUCGUCCAACAACUCCUCCAUCAGCUCGUCAAAGAUUACCGUGCUUCAUAAGAUGGCAGAGCCAAUUAUGGAUGAUUUGACCUUGACCAAACUCCCGAGCAUCGAGCAUGAUGCCAACAUGUUUGACGACAUGUUACUCAGUUUCGAUGAGAAAUUCAAUCGUAAUAGUGUCAUCACCACCAAGGAAUCUACAAGGGAUAAUAUUGAUGCCAUUUUCCGAGAUGAUGAAUUGACCGAAGAUCAGAUUGCUGACCAACAAAAGAGAGAUGGUGGUGAGGAUACGGACAAGAGCCAGAGCAGUGAAGAUAUAGUGCAACCGGGAAAUGAGCUGGGUGAUGCGGACCAUCUUUUACCUGAUCAUCUCAGACAGAACUCAGAUGAACUCUAUAUCGAUGAAAACAUUCUCUUUGUACGUAAUGAAGUAUCAUGGAUGGACGAUGUGCGGUCACUUCUAGACGACAAGAACAUCUUGGCCCGGAUCCCCACCAGUGAUGAUACCACAACCUCGAACGACGAACAAGAAGAAACAUUCCUCAUCGAUAAUGAACAAUUGACCAAUCUUUUCAACAACUUGACGGACAUCCAGAGAAGAUCUCUCCCGAUGCACUUGAAGUAUAUUAGGCAAUUCAAAGACUUUGACACAUUGGAGAUUACUGUCCGUACGGGUCGCAAGCCGUUAGUCCGUGGGGCUCAACCCGUGAAACCCAGCAUUAGACGUGGCUACCCUGGCGGUAGUCACGAGAAGACGGCUGGUCCCACCAACAAACGACACGUCACCUUUGGGCACAAGAUAAGCGUCAACGAGACGUUUGCGCCAGAGUUGUACAAGCGGUACAACAAGUCAGUCACACAAUACACCUUGACCGAGCCGUACGAGAUCAACAAGAUCAAGGCCGAGUUGAAUCACUACAAAUGUAAUGAGAUGCUUGUUCAUGAGAAAUCGCAAAACAACACCCAUUUCUUUUAUUAA